Opisthorchis viverrini is the source of this 1981-nucleotide messenger RNA. RefSeq lists its product as hypothetical. The coding region runs from base 6 to 1913 and encodes 635 amino acids. The transcript has 7 exons. The record is from RefSeq and is a predicted model, not a curated record. NCBI's taxonomy places the organism in Eukaryota, Metazoa, Platyhelminthes, Trematoda, Opisthorchiida, Opisthorchiidae.
CAGGAAUGCCCAUAUCCACCAGCUCAACUCAAUGUGCUGAUGCACUGGGACUACAACCGACUGCAUACCACCACUGUUGGCCAUCCAUCAGCAGCCUCAGGUGUUUCGACACUGAUCCAAAUGUCCAAUUGUUACUUUACCGAAAGGCAACGCUGAAUCAGAGCACAUUAUAUGGGUCCAGCUAUUCACCAUAUGCAAAGAUGAUGGGAAAUCAAGUGAAUGAAUCUGGCCAGAGAAAAGAGUGUAUACCAAUAAACGCUCAAAUUAAAUCUGAAAACGUUAUCAUUUUGAAUAAUGCUGAGUCUACAGUCAGAGUGGGAAAACAGCGGCAUAGGAACGAACAAACACAUCGCUUCGAACGGAUGGCACAAUUAGGCGGACUGAAAGGGCUACCUUCCGUAACAGAUGUGAUCCUCGAAGGAAACCCGAUUAUGAUGGAGAUGAUAUAUCGUCACCCGAGACCAGAUAAGCUUGCACUCAUGUGCACUCAACCUGUGGAGCGAACACUAAACAGCCGUGUUAAAAAGCCACGGAGAAGUGCGCACCCACCGAUUUCCAAUCGUGGUGAUCGUGUCUCCAGCAACCCACCAUCCGGCAUACUUCCCAAAGAAGAUACCCACAUUCCGAAGGCAGAAACAGGUGUUUUUGUAAACAGAGUUGUCAAUAACAGCAACAAGGACGUGGGCAAUGCGAUCACAGCCAGCUGUGAAUCGAAAAAAUACUCAAACAGUAACCGAAGAGACUCUUUACCGAAACGUACCUCCAACUUCAAAGUUGCCUCUCUAGUGCGUUGUCCACGGCCGCGAACAACGAUGAAACAAGACAAGGCGGUGAUGUCGCCGGUCAGUUCUUCCGUCGUCCGAUUUUGUAAGACGCCUGAAAUCUACGUUAGAUGGUCCGUGCAUGACAGAACUCAUUUACGUUUAGCGGGUACCUCAAGGCCGCCGGAAAUCGAUACAAAUACUUCGCGGCCGGUCUCACAUUCAACCUUGAAAAUGGCCUUAUCUGAUCUUACUAUUUAUCGACCAGGGGAUCGAAACAAGCCGGGACUACUGUAUUCGGCUAAAGGUCCAUGCCUGCCAAACAUUCAGUCUCUACUUGUGGAAAAAAUUAAUUGGCAGGAAUUGUUGCCUGAGUUGGCUUACAUUCGUGUCAUUCUGCCAGGUUUGAAGCAUCUCAAACUUGUUGACGUGGGCAUUAGUGAGUUGACGACUGUUCUGCAUCUGGCCCUUAUCGAACGUUUGGAUACCCUGUGCAUCUCACCCACUCCUGGUAAUCCAAUCGUUAAAAAAGCUGGACGGUUUUGGCGUCCUUUUGUGAUUUGGGCGCUGAAGGAUACACUAGGCUUUAGGGAACUGGAUGAACAAGUGGUAACGCAUGACGAGAGAAUGAAAGCAGGUCAAAUCUUCAACUCCAUCGGGCAGCAUUUAAUUCUUCAUGAAUUCACUACUCCAGUUCAAAGUACUGCGGCACGGGAAGAAAACCAAGAAACAUUGAUUGAAGAAAAUUCAGCUUGCUUUCCCAUUUCGAGAAAAGUCGAAUCCAUUGUCAGGUUUUUCAGUAAUUCACCGGAUUUUCGUGCUGAAAAAAAUUUUGGAACUUGGACUGGUGAGGUGGAAACCUCAUCAUGUUCCGAGUUUCAUCAGGCAUCCUCCAUCAACCAAGGAGAUGUGAAUGAAAUACCCAGAGGACUCUAUCUAAGUGAGGAUCUCGUCAAACGAUGGACUGACAUACUGAAGUUGUGGAAGGUCUGUACACAGCGUCAGAAGAGUGUUUGUAGUAUUGUGGAAGAUGAAGCACAAAUGGCUAAUCAGAAGCUUUUUCGCAGAGCCCAGAUGAUGAACAUAUGGCCGCCUGUUUUCAGAGAGCUCGUCGGUUUUCUGUCGACAGACAAUGCAUCCGACACCAUUUGAAGUGACAGUGCUGUACAACAUCAGUGUCUGCCACAUAGUUCCAUACAUGUAAACAUCUAUUCGGGGAU